GAAAAUGAUGAUUAAAUGAAAUUUAAUCAGAGUUAAUUUCACGAGGGGCUUUUGAGCGUUAACUAAAUUGCAUGAGAUUGUUGUUAUUACUAUUUCGUUAUGUUUUCUUGUGCCACGCUUCCUCGCGUUUUGCUUGUAUCUGCUCUACUAGUUUAUGGGCAAUGCAGGGAGUGUUUCGGCCUCCUGUGAAUUUGAUUUGUAUAACAAGGGUAAGAUGUGUGUUUCGUGGCGUUUUCAUUCCCCAGGUUAAUGUAUGGGUAUUUAAGAUUUUGGCAUGGCGUGGGUCUCAUCUUGCUUGGUGAAGCCACAAUACAACUAGGCUGUUUCAUCAUAUUUUCCCAGCCCUCCCUCCCUCAUUUUGGUUUCUUUAUGCUAAAUGCCUUUUCAGUAUAACUUUGCGUGUUGAGUUUCUUUUAUGGCAUCGUUAAAACCUCUCAUACCUUUAGGCAUCUUUUAUGCUUCUUAGAGUUUUCUGAUGCUAUUAGGUAGGAUUGGUGCAUCGGCUAUCAGUGGGGAAAAGAAGUUUUUCCUAUCGAUUCCCUCCCAUUUAUCAACCAUAUUUUGGGGUUAUUGUGUAACUUCCCUUAGUAACCCCUAUAUGGUAGGUUGAGCGAUUGGCGCCGAUGCAUCAACGGCCCAACUCGCUCUCGAUGAUGUGGGAACGUAGCCUCAUGACUGACCUUUCUGAUGUCUAUGGCAGUUUUUCUGAGGAAGCUUUAUGCCCUUUAUGUUGGAUUGGUAUUCCCUAGUUAGUAAAUUAAUCUAUCCCUGCAAUCCCUGCGUGUUAAAAACCUCGGAAUUGAGAAUAGCGAUAACGAGGUCAGCUUGUUUCUCGGCGGGAAACGGACGAACAGCUGACGCUAAAACCAUGUCGUUCCAAAGUGUGCCCGUUCGCGGAGAGACCCCUUGAUGCCAAGCAAAGCAUCGUUUAACGCCGAGCAUUUUCACGCUGCUAUGGAAACAGAGCCUAUGCUCCAGAUCUCUGCUUAGGCACGAAAUGGUUAUUUCCCAACUGCCAUUGGCCCCGCUCACAUCAGAGAAGAACAUGUGCACGUUCUGAAAUUUCCAAGCUCUUGACAGUUAUCGACAGCAGCUAGUGUGCAUACAUUCACUCGAAGUAGUGCGAAUGUUUGCAGCCUGGUGUCCUUGCAGCUAGGAGAUCAUGGGUUGAGAAGAUCUACUGGCAGUACAUCAAAGGAACACAAAUCCAUAGCUUGACAUUACUGAUGUUUGCCAGCUGAAGAGCAAUUGGUCACUGUAGCUGAUGACGUAACGAUAAAGGAAGCAGCUGCUUACUCUGUUUUUCUCGAGAGCAUACAGCCUGUGUGGGAUCACAGCCAGCAAUUUGCGUUUCCUUCGUUUUAAUCAAAACAACUAUAUUCCAGCCUUCUUAUUUUCCCAUAAUUCAUAAUAAAAACAACAAAAUAAAGAUAUAUGCAAACGAAACGCAAGAGCAAUUGUCAAGAGCAAGACCUGUUACUUCAUUGGGUUAGAGGAUGACGAUGCCGAAAGAUGUAUACAACUAAAAAUGGUACGCGCUAAACCACAAUUACAACAAUUUGAUGAUUGAGUGACUUUCUGGUCAUCAAGUAGUUUGUGCAGAUAUGAGGCCUGAAAGAGUUGAUGUUAACUUGUCAGUCAAUCUGAGAGGAAAUAAUACAACUGCCGGGAAUGCAUUUAAACCGAUCAAAGAGGUAUUUACUGCAAGUUACUUUGAACUGGUCGUGCUCGCGUUGCUCAUUGGGACGAUCCUAGUCGGCAACAGCCUCGUCUGCUUAGCGUUCAAAGCUGUGAGCAGAAGACUUAAGACGAUCACAAACUCAUUUGUCAUCAGUCUUGCCAUGUCAGACAUCUUGGUCGGCGCCUUCUCCUUGCCACUUUGGGUCGCUUUCAGAAUGGGUUACUUUCUUGAAAACUCUGCGCCAUAUUACAUUUACCUCGGACUGGAUAUAGUCUGUGGAUCUGCGUCAAUUAUGAACCUCACUGUGAUUAGCCUUGAGAGAAUGUAUGCCGUUCGCUUCCCGGCAAAGCACCGGAAUAUAGCACAUAAGCGCGGAGUCAUUGUGGUUGGCGUCAUCAUGGUCUGGGGGCUAUCUCUUGCGCUCGCUGCUCUCUCCUCACUUAAGAUUAUGAACAUCUGGCCCAGUUUCACUUACUUGGUUGUUGUUGUUGCUUUCAUUCUUCCAACAGUUGUUAUCAUCACAUCUUAUAUUCUGAUUUUUCUUACAAUGAAAACACGGCAAGAAAAUCACUGGAGAUUCAAACAAGAGAUGCGAUUGGCUGUUAUGAUUGGGAUAGUCAUUGUCCUUUUCUUGACUUGUUGGUUUCCAUUCUUUUUGCUGAACAUUCUGUUGCACCAUGCUUGCCCUUGCUCAAACGGGCAUUAUCUUUAUCCUCUCAUUCCUGUUGUUAAGUAUAUGCACUACGCCAACAGCCUCAUGAAUCCCAUCAUAUAUGCAUAUCGAUACCCUGACUAUCGCCAUGCUUUUAAAAAGCUGUUGUUCAAGUGUUCGUGUUGCAGAGAGCAGGUCGUAGAGCGCCAGAGAACAGCCUCCAUCCGAUCUACCCUGUCUUCCACUGUACUUCAUGCCCAUUCCGAGGAUCAGAGCAGGGAGCGAGAAGUGCUUAGGCACGUGGGUAGAGCAGCAAGCAGGCUGUCCGUGGCAGAUAAUCGCGACAGGAGAUUUUCAGAUGAGCGUUGUUUGCUGUCUCCAUCUUACAUUCCAGCCCGGGUCAACAAUGGAGUGUGGCAAACGACAUCAGUUUAAAGACAAGAAAGCAUCUGUAAUUAUGUAUAAUUCUUUUCGGGUUUCCUAAGGAAAUUUUAAAUAAUGAACAAGAACUACGUAUCAUCGUAUUAAAACUAAUAGGGUUCAUUGAUGGAUUUUGAAGAUAAUGAAUCAAUUUGGUAGUUUUUUUCAACUUGCAGUUCUUCUAGACUUUAUUUGAAUACACGAAAAAUAGGUAUCCCGAUGUAACUAGUUGGGUGCCACGACGAUGAUGUUAAUGAUGAUGAUGCUUAUUUAUGAUGAUAAAAAUCGUGAUGAUUGGAGGUGAUUGAUGGUGAUAGUGGUUCUGAUUUUGAUGAUGAUUGAUGAUGGUGAUUCGUGAUUCACGACGAAGGCUGAUUAGGGUUGAUGAUCUUGAUUGGUGAUUGAUGUUAAUGAUUGAUUAUAGCUAUGAAGCAAUCUAUUAUUCGCACGAGCCUUAAGGUCAUUUGGCCUAAAGGUCUAUUAAUGUCUAUAUAGAAAAUAGAAUUUCAUAUUACAGUAGUCGUGUGUGUAGGCCGUUUUCGUUUUCAACACAAAUCUAUUUUUCUACCGAGACAAAGAAAACACUCAAAAACCAACACACCAUUGGCAGUCUAAGUCUGAUAAAAAGAUCUGUAACAAGUCCAAAAAGCUUCAAAACUUUUAAUAUGUAUGAACUGAAAAAAAAAUGAUUAGAAAUAACGUCGUCUUGCGUAAAGCGCAUUACUACAAAACUACAUCACUUUUCCUCUUGAAGCCAAUCGACAGAUACUUAAGUGGCUUCAUGCCAUGUGUCAAUCAAAAAUUGACCAAUCAAUAAGCACAACACAAGGCAGACGCUUUUUGAUUGGCUAAUAGUUGAUUGACGAUGGCUGAAGUCAUCUUAGUGCAAAUGGCUUAACUGAUGUUACCUGCAGAAAAUGAUGAUUUGGUAAAAAUUAUAUGUUACCCCCAUUAAGUUGUCUUUAAAACUGCACUUGUUCGGCGGAGAAAAAAGCCGUAGUGCUAAAAAACUUUGAGAUUGCUCGUUAUCGAUCAUUUUGCGUAUUUGUAGGCCUUUUCCGUUCAAACGUCUUUGUCUUUAACAAUGCAAGUAUUUAUAGUAAAAUUUGCAGCUACAGACUUGCUGUAAGUACAGACUGUUCACUGAACCAUUGGGAGUUUUUGUAAGUUCUGAAUUUGAUAGAUGUUAAACAGAUAGCAAACUGCAAAGGCCAAACAUGAAAGUAUUACAAAAUUCUGUUAAAAUGCUGUUUUCCUCCUCUUAAUGAUUAUCUUCAAUUAAAUUAUUGAAAAGGCCUGCGAAAAAAGAGCAAAAAAUGAUGCAAGAUGUCUAAGACGUUGAUCGAUAGACCGAAAAAUUUAUCACCCAGACACAGAAUAUUUCGGCUCAGCACCAGAUAAUCAUAUAGGAUUCACACAAAAGCACAGACCAGUUAAAGUAUUUAAAAUAUGAAGAUUUAAGAUUUUGAGGAUAUCAUGCAAAAUGCGAUGUAACUGAUGGGAUUUUAAGUAACAAAAGAAAAUCAGAGAGAAAUUGCGGCGCCAAGUACAUCUGGAUACGAUAAACUGCAAAUCAAACAGCCACAUGCAGCGACCACGUCCACGGAAAAAUAAAAACAACAGCUAUCUGGCGCUGAUUUUCGCUUCAACGAGAAAAUUGUGUCUCACAAUGCAAGUGUUUCAAGAUAUUGAGAAUCACACCUGACGAAUUAUUUGAGCUAUUGAUCAAAUAGUCUUAAAAGAAAACUGAGCACCUGCAAAACUCCAUUUAGAAUGCGAACCCGACAUCAGUUAACUAAAAAAGGUUGCGAUCACGAUGGCCUAAAAAGAUUCUAAGAACUUCUCUGCAAGCAUGAACUGCUAAUUUGAACUGCUUUUCUAUAGGAAUGAGUAAAAUGAAGUUCAGGCUGGCUGUUGCUAAUUUUACCAAAAAAUUUGAGGCUGGAUUAUUCUUAAUUUAUUCUUAAAUUAUUAGGCUGCAAGCAGUGCAAGUUGCUAGCUGUCGUGCUUCAGGUCCUAUUAACCAACAAGUGGGAAACGAGUGAGAAAACUCCUCGUUUUUUAAGAUUAAAUUUUAUAAGAGGGUUUCACAACGUUGUUCAAAAUUGCAUCUUACCACAGCCUCAGCCUGUUCUAAACUUGUCAUUAACUAUUGACCAAUUUUGCGGCUUGUGUUCUUAUAAAAAAAGAAUGUAAUUCUUUUUGAAGAAAUUAUAUAGAAAAGCUUUUCAACAGUUUUUAGUUGGAUCGGAUCAUACAAAUCGGUACUCUUCGGUUUAUAACAAAGUUAAUAGAACAUCGACCUUGCUUUUCUAUCUAGAAAAAUCAGGCUUGCUGAAAUUCUACCUUAAAUGUGAGUCUAAACGAAAAUGGUUUGAUUCACCUAAAGUCUGUUUUCAUGGCAAAGCAUCUGCAAGACUUUUUGCAGUAGGUUCCACAAAUAAUAAGAGUGAAUAGUUAAGAAAAUUGAUGAAUCGUAUGUUCAUUUUAUCAUAAAAAGCACUAAAUAUAUUGAUGAAGAUGACGAAAAAGAGAACAAGCAGUAUCGAGGUGUUAAAAUACUUAAAAUUUGAAUAUAUUACUUCAUAAAGGCAAUUCACGUUGUUUCGGUAUUAACUACGACAAUUGAGAAAGAACUGAAGACCAUAAGGCCAAAAGGAUUAAGAUGAUGGUUAAGGCCAUAAGGAUUGUGAUGAUUAAGAAGACGAUUGAUGAUUAUGCCGUUCAGCACGAUGAUUGAUAGGGAUGUUGGUGAUAGAUGAAGAUCGAGAAGCUGGUUGUUAGUGGUUAUGAUGAUUAGUGAUGAUAGUGAUUGCUGAUGAAGGCGAUUUGUUAUGAUAGCUAUGGUGACAAUUGAUUAUUAUGAUAAAGAGAGUAGCUAAAUCGUUUCAACCAAAGAGGUGGGCGAACAGUCCAUCACAAACCACUUAUCACAGCAGCUGUUUUUUCCAAAGAAAAACAUUCGAUAUCCGAGGUUUACUGUUCCUAAUGUUUAAUGAGAAUAACUUGCAUAUCGACCAACUUUUAUAUCCAAAGUUUUUAUUAUAAAGAGACCGCUAAAUGUUGCCUUCUGUGACUAAUCUGGUUGACCCAGGACAAGAAAACCGCGAUACCAACAGAUAUCUUAACGAUGGGCAAACUGGUGCUGCCUUGAGGAUUACAUGCCCAUCUUUCCAAAGACCAUUUCCAACUAAUGGAAUAAACAGGAUUAGCCCAUGAUAUUUUCAAACAAACAUCGUAUUUGUUGCACUAUAUUGCCUUAAAAAUUUCUAGGAAACCUUAGAAAUAGAAAUUGAUAGGAUUGGAUAAAAAAAUCAGUUAUAAAAACUAUUGUAUCAGCUUAGGCCUAU
Molecule: messenger RNA, 6103 nt
Organism: Rhopilema esculentum
Lineage: Eukaryota; Metazoa; Cnidaria; Scyphozoa; Rhizostomeae; Rhizostomatidae
Product: adenosine receptor A2b
Biological process (GO): chemical synaptic transmission; G protein-coupled receptor signaling pathway, coupled to cyclic nucleotide second messenger
Cellular component (GO): plasma membrane; dendrite
Molecular function (GO): neurotransmitter receptor activity; G protein-coupled serotonin receptor activity
Source: RefSeq, a predicted model, not a curated record